UUCGCCGAUAGCGACUGUAUUGGUGCGGCCUGCAUUUUGAUGAUCUUAGGAGUCAACGCGCAAGCGCGGUAGUUGCUGGCAAGUGGUCGCCCAGCACGCAUAGUAUUGGGUAUCAACAGCCUACCUUUGAGAGAUCUUUGCCCGGCAACGAUCUGUGAGCCUUGUGAAAGUAGUGCAUCCAACCUUCGGGUGCCAGUUGGUGAACAUGAGAUGCUUUGACCCACUUUGAAAUCUUGAUGAAGUAGUCAUAACAUGCCUCCCAAAAGGUCAACCCUCAGUGCCAGUGAAGUUAUGCUGCAGGUGCAAGGCCAGGCCAAACCACGUUCCAGGCAGCUUAAGAAAUUUCAACAUGCUCCUCACACCCCAGAAUUGACAUGCCCCAGAUCAGGUGAUGCUCAUUCAUUGUCUGGUCAGCUAAGUCCUGCAAAGAAAUUGGCAAGACUUAUGCGGGAACGUCCAGGGAGGCAGCCCCAUCCCUUGUCUGUCAAGAGGAAGCCAAGUGAGGAAAAUGGAGGAGUAAACACACAAUUAAAAAGUAAACCACCAAGGCUAGGGAAGGGGGCAAACAAAGGCUCCAUCAACCAAGGAUGUACCAAACAAAAGCAGGCACAUGGUCAAGACACUUCCCAUAUUAGCCAGAACAGUCAUGCUGGUUCAGGAGAACAAUCUUGUAAGAAGCAAUCUAGAAAGAAACACAGCCAGGAGAAACAGCCUGAAAAAGACCACCACAACAUCAGUGGCCUAUCUGAUAAAAGAAAACGUGAGUGCCUGCAGGAAAAAGCAUCUCAUGCAGGACAAACAAAAAAGCAGGUGCGCAAGGCACGCCAUAAGCCAUCUGAGCUGGUGCCAAAAUGCGAUCCCAGCCCAGCUGGAGGGGAUAUUGCCGCAUUGCUUCGACUGGGCGAGGGGCCCAGUGCGGAGGAGGCUGUCGUGUCGGACGACUCGGACUGGGAGGCCGUGGGGAACGCGGCCCACUCCUCCGACCUGGCCACCAAAGGCUUUGUGGAGGUCACCCUGCCUUCUGAGAUGGCCUUGCUGAAAAAGAAGAAGAAGAAAGUGUUUGACGUAGAGGCGCACCUGAAGCGCCAGAUCAGUCGUGUUCGACGUGAGGUUCAGGUGCUCAUUCACAAGACGCACCUGCUCUGCCUGCUGUCACGGAGUUUGCAGAUCAACUCGCUGCUCAACUCAGAGACCAUGCUGGCCUGUGCCAUGUCCAUGCUACCUUCGAAAUAUGCGUACCCCCCGAAGCGCGUGUCCCUGACCUACGUGGAAAAGUUCCUCAAGUGGUUUCGCGAGAAGGUUCCCUUGGAGUCGGCCGCCGACGGUCAGAAGCCCUCGGAAGAUGUGUUCCGCACACUGGAAAGUCGGCUGCGGCUGAAGAAGGCGUCCACCUCGCUGGAGCUGGUGUGCCUGUUCGUGCUGAUACUGCGGGCCAUCGGAGUCGAUUGCCGUCUGGUUAUGUCGCUGCAGCCGUCUCCUCUGAAGCCGGCCCCCGUUUCCGCCGUGUCCGCGACUGCCACGCCGCCCAAGUCUGCACCCAAGGUGAAAAAGGAGCCGAGCGGCAAAACGCCGAAGCGGGACGGCGCUAAGGCGAGCACAGGCACCAGGAAGGCCACCUCAGCAAGCCAGCCGAAGCCGAAGAAAGGCGCGGCGUCGGCGUCAGUUCCAGCAGCGGCCACCAGAGCGGGCUUCGAGCGCAAGGGCAAGCGCCGACCUCGGCUGCCGUCCGAUUCGUCCGAUGACUACGAGCCGGCCGGGCCGUCCUUCCGAGGCGAACGAGACCGGCGUGUGCUGAGCAGCUCCAGCGAGCCGGAGCCGGGCGGCGGCCGGCCGGCGCGCGCCGCCGUCGACCACUGGGCCGAGGUGUACGUCGAGGAGGAGCUGCGCUGGCUCUGCGUUGACGUCACCGGCGGCGGCGGCGUGCACUGCGUCUCUCAGAUCAGGACCAGGUACGCCAACAUCGAAAGAAAGAUGCUGGCAGUAGUGUUUGGCCGUGAGAAGUUCCGGACCUACAUGUUCAGAUGCACCUUCGAGGUCAUAUCAGACCGCAAGCCGCUGGAGAUGAUCCUGCAGAAAAGCAUCUCUUGUGCACCAGCCCAGCUGCAGGGGAUGCUUCUACGCAUCGAAAAUUGUACGCUCACCCUGAAGUACCGCAUGGUCAAGUCCUGCAGCGAGUGCGAGCAUUCUCGAGCCUGA
Molecule: messenger RNA, 2196 nt
Organism: Pollicipes pollicipes
Lineage: Eukaryota; Metazoa; Arthropoda; Thecostraca; Pollicipedomorpha; Pollicipedidae
Product: DNA repair protein complementing XP-C cells-like
Exons: 4
Coding region: 253-2196 (647 amino acids)
Biological process (GO): mismatch repair; nucleotide-excision repair
Cellular component (GO): cytoplasm; XPC complex; nucleotide-excision repair factor 2 complex
Molecular function (GO): damaged DNA binding; single-stranded DNA binding
Source: RefSeq, a predicted model, not a curated record